This is a messenger RNA of Lytechinus pictus (painted urchin), 2828 nucleotides long. Its product is annotated as steroid 17-alpha-hydroxylase/17,20 lyase-like. Gene Ontology annotation, molecular function: heme binding; steroid 17-alpha-monooxygenase activity; iron ion binding. The transcript has 9 exons. Bases 619 to 2169 code for a protein of 516 amino acids. Gene Ontology annotation, biological process: hormone biosynthetic process; progesterone metabolic process. NCBI's taxonomy places the organism in Eukaryota, Metazoa, Echinodermata, Echinoidea, Temnopleuroida, Toxopneustidae. The record is from RefSeq and is a predicted model, not a curated record.
UCUUUCCCGAUAAGGACUGCAGUGCACAAUAUUAGAUUCAUUGUUGAAUUAUGACAAGUGCGCACAUUUUGAUAUCAGCUUGUCAACUGUCGGAUCUCUGGAAAAAUAACGACUGUCAAGAAAGGAGGUGAAUGGAACGAAGAGUUUUUCUAGAAAGCAAAUGUGUGGAUAGAAAGGGUAUUAGAGAGUUUUCGCGGCAAUACGCAGCCGCUUUCUGGAAAGUUGAGAUAUUGUCAAAAGCCCUUCAAUGACAAAAACAGCCUUUCUCGAAAAUCAGUGAAUCAAAACAGCAGCGUCGUCUUAGACUCUGGACAAACAACAUACAUGUAUUUGCAAUAUUCGUAUUGUCCCGGUCCACCAGCUUCGACAAAAACCUCUCGGCUGUCAAUUGUAAUUUGGCUUGCAUUUUCAAAGGAAUUGGUUAGUUGUAGAAAGCGUUUGGGUAGUGCUUGCGAAAAUGCCCUAUUAUUGAGGGAGAGCGUGGUCAGCAGACAAUAGCCCCACAUGGAAUGAGAACAGAUGCGUACCAUAUAGAGCGGAAAGACAAAUUCACUGAGGGGCAGUGAGAGAACAGAAAACCGCAAAUAAUCAUAGGUCUAUGAAAAAUAUACUCUGAUCAUGAUGAUCAUGGACGUUGGUUCAAUAAGUACCGAAUCAAUCGGAUUGACCAAUGAUGGCUAUGGCUAUGGCAGUAUGGUGAUCUCUAUCUGCCUGUGCAUCGUCGUCGUCGUUCUCGUAAAGAAUACAAGGAGACCAAGCCGAUUUCCUCCUGGACCUCCUGGUAUGCCAAUCAUCGGAAAUGUGCUCGAUUUGACAGCAAGCAGCGAAGUUCUAUUCGACAAAUGGUCCAAAAUAUAUGGCGACAUCUUUAGUUUUCGGGUCGGGGAACGAUGGGUCGUUGUUCUAAAUCAUCAGGAGGUCAUCAAAGAAGCAAUGCUGAAGUAUGGCGUCGAAUUUAGCGGAAGACCUCAGAUUUAUUCAGCGGAAAUUGCUUCUGAUGGGUUCAAAGACAUUGUCUUCAGCAAUUUCUCAGAAACUUGGAAACUACACCGAAAAUUGGCCCAUUCAGCUAUCAGACAAUUUGCUACAGGACGGAAGUUAGAUAGUUUGGUCCACGGUGUCUUUCCUCAAGUACAACAAAUGUUGAAAGAGAACAGUGGGAAGCCAUUCGAUCCAAAGCUAAUGAUCACCCUAACCCUUUACAAUAUGUUCUCCAAAAUGUGCUUCAAUGAAAGUUAUGACUUCAGUGAUCCCCGGAUGAUGGAGUAUAUUGAUAUGUCUCAGGAGCUGGCUGAGAAGGUCGGGUUUGGUCUGGUUGCGGACUACUUCCCUUGGGCCAGGUUCAUGUCAUUUGGUGGAGCCAGAUACAUCCGGAAAAUGAAGCAGAAGUACAUGGAGUGGACGUCGCCUCAGCUUCAGCGUCAUCGCGAGACCUUAAAUCAAGAUAAUGCUCGGGAUUUCUGUGACCUAAUGCUUUUAGCCCAGAUGAAAGCCAAGGAGAGCGAUGAAGACAGGGAAAUAUCAAAGAAUUUGUCCGACACCCACUUAGCCCAAACAGUCAACGAUAUCUUUUUAGCUGGAAUAGAGACAUCGAUGCAAAGACUUUAUUGGGCAAUCGCUCUGAUGACCGAGCACCCUGAUAUCCAGGCUAAAAUACAACAUGAAAUCGACGUCGAGAUCGGGCCUGGUCGUUACCCGGUCAUCGGCGAUCGCGGUAAGCUUCCUUACACGGAAGCCACACUGUAUGAAAUGAUACGAUAUAGCACCGUAGGACCUGUCGGAGUACCCCAUUCAACUAUGGUGGAUACCGAGUUCCGUGGCUUUCUUAUACCAAAGGACACGAUCAUUCUUCUAAACCAAUACUCGAUGCACUUCGAUGAAAGGGAAUGGAAAGACCCUUAUUCAUUUCUACCAGAGCACUUCCUGGAUGAGAGCGGGACAACUCGUCAACAUCCAUCGAGCUUUCAACCCUUCGGCACCGGUCGUCGUAGUUGUCUUGGAGAAGCUGUUGCUAAGGCCGAUCUAUUCCUCAUCUUCACAUGGCUCAUGCAGAACUAUACCUUUCGGAAAGUUCCCGGAUGCUCUGGGAAGUGCCUCCUGAAGCUCCUCCCCGAGACGGCUGCAGGGCGAGUUCUGCAAAGUUACGAGAUUCUUAUCGAGGAGAGAUAGGAUAGGACGUAAGAUCGGAAUUCUCCUGAUGAUGAUAUAGGCCUGAACUGCGUUAACAACCUCCGAAUUCCUUUAAUGUUAAAAGUGUAUGUAGUGUUCUGAUUUAAUGUAAGGAACAUUAAUAUCACAUUCAAAUUCUAACGCCUUCUUAAAACGGCAUUUUAUCUUGGAUAUGAUGGAAGGUUUAUGAUAUUAAGAAAAAUGUAAUGAAAAAUAAUAUUUCCAAGGGAUCAUCGGUAAAUUUAACUAUAAGUGUGUAAUGCACUACAAUGCAAUUGCGUUAGCAAAUAUGAAUUUACUGCAUCCAUCGUUAUCACAAAACUAGCUCAUUUUAAUCAUGUUGUUUUCUUUUGAAUAUUUGAUAUUUGUAUGCCAUGAACUUGUCUUCACACAUUUUGUUAUUUUAUACGAUUCUGGAUAUGAUGGAAAGUUCAUCUUAACAAACCUAUGAAGAUAAAUCAACUUUAUGUCCAAGGGAACAAUGGUGUUUUCAGACACAGUCGUGCAAUGCAUUAUAAUACAAUCGCGUUAGCAAAAUAAAGUGUAAAGGUCUGAUGAUAAACAUCCGACCAUUCUUAUCAUAAAAUCAGCUCGUAUUAUUCAUGAUGGUUCUUAAAUAUACAAUUGUGAUAGAAUAAAGAGUGACAUUCACACUCUUA